AUGUUCAUGAACGAAGGAGAUGAAGAUUGGAUCGCCUGGACCCGGGUACGGAUGGCCAAGCUUGAGCUUGAUGCAAAGGCUGAAAGAUGCAGUUCGGCCAAGCUUUUCGCCCAGAAAUGUACCGUGGCCGAUGGUCUAUUCAACGACGGACUGGAAAUUUGGUGGCCAAUCUUGCAAGGUCUGCGUCAUACGGGGGACGCUGAACUGUCUAAGUACGUUAUGCUCACGUACGCUAGAGACGACGACAAUGAAAUCGAUGUAGAUUUUGUGAACCGCCAGCUAACCGAAAUGUACGGACCACCGCCUCCAGUGUCCGACCGUAAAACUCAAUGGGAAGCCGUGUCGUCAGACGAAACUGUUAGCAAACGGUCUGUGCACAUACCACCAAAAAAAGUCUCUAACACCUAA
Molecule: messenger RNA, 408 nt
Organism: Sphaeroforma arctica JP610
Lineage: Eukaryota; Ichthyosporea; Ichthyophonida
Exons: 2
Coding region: 1-408 (135 amino acids)
Source: RefSeq, a predicted model, not a curated record